AUGAAGACCCGUACGCCAAUAAAAGUAAGUUUAAUUAAUCCCUUUUUAAAAGAAAGUUAUGAUGACACUCAGUUAAUAACUAUUGCAUAUUUGACAAUAGCAAGAGGAAAUGAUUAUCCAUUAGAUGCUGCUAGUUAUUUAACCGGAUUAACGUUAAUAAUGUCGGGAGUUGUAAUCUUAUUUCGAGGAAAUAAGUACAAGUGGUUAUCGAUAUUUCUGGCCGCAUUCUAUGGAAUAAGUAUGAUAUUAUUAUUAUUUAUUUUAAAAUAUCAAAAUGUAACGAAUCCAUCUUCAACAUUAAGAUUUGUUUAUUUUGUUAUAUGUACUGGAGCUGGAGCAGCCGCGGGAAUAUUCUUUGUGUGUUUAUGGCCAACAGGUAGAAUAUUAGUAGGAGGACUUGGUGGUUUUUCGCUGGCGAUGAUCUGCUUAUCAACUAGAACCAAUGGUUUAAUAUCAAAUCAAUUAAUUAGAUAUAUAUGGAUUGGAAUAUGUACAAUAUUAAAUGCGACGCUAGCGGGUAUACAACGAUUUUAUCAAUAUGUUGCAAUUAUAUCGACAGUUAUGUCGGGAUGUUAUUUACUUAUGCUGGGAACGGAUGUAUUCGUACGGGGGGGAAUGUUAGCAUCGUUUAAAACCUUUUGGGGUUAUAAUCAACCCGAAGAUUAUUUAUAUAUUGUUGAUACAAAUGUUAUUAUUAUUUUGAGUACGAUUGGAUUUGUUGGUGGUACAUUUGGUAUUGGAGCUCAAUUAUUAGAAUUAUGGAUGAAUCAAAGACGUGAAGAUAUUAUUAUCGAUGAUGAUCAAAUGACUAUGACUUCAACUAAUGAGAAAUCUGACUUAAUUGGUUCUUUUACAAAAAAAUUGAAAGGUACAUUUAAAAAGGGUAUAUAA
Funneliformis geosporum is the source of this 891-nucleotide messenger RNA. The record is from the annotation of a GenBank genome assembly. NCBI's taxonomy places the organism in Eukaryota, Fungi, Glomeromycota, Glomeromycetes, Glomerales, Glomeraceae.